Molecule: messenger RNA, 489 nt
Organism: Aureobasidium musti
Lineage: Eukaryota; Fungi; Ascomycota; Dothideomycetes; Dothideales; Saccotheciaceae
Source: the annotation of a GenBank genome assembly
AUGGCCCUCCUGUCUAGCGCUCUCAACAUCUUUGGCGCUGUGCUCUUGGCACAUGCGUACGUUAUACCACUCGUCGUCGGCUCCGUCAUUUGUCGCAAAACUGACUCUGUCUACAGUGUCUACAGUGCCCAUGAACACUCAACCCUAGCCACCAUUGCCGGCAGUCUUCCUGUCUCACCAGUCCACUCAUACAUCAUUCCGACAAUCGACCUGCCGCUCGACAUUACCUUGGAGACACUGACAGCUGUCCUACUGCUCUGCGUUGGCAUUGUGAUAGGCAGUCCGGAAUUGAAGCCCAUCCAAUGGCGCGUAUGGGCUGGCAAGCUGGAGAAGGACAAGACCGCAAAGAAUGAGAGCAUCAACGGUGACCCACUAGGUCCUAGGGGAAAUCCCUACGCAGCUUUGGAGCAAAGACAGGGCUUUCUCGACAUCAGGAGUCAGCGCAAGGAGUUUGCCGAUUGGGUCAAGAGUGGCAGCAGUAAGAAGUGA